Ahaetulla prasina is the source of this 954-nucleotide messenger RNA. It is a transcript of the gene RLBP1, whose product is annotated as retinaldehyde binding protein 1. Gene Ontology annotation, molecular function: phosphatidylinositol bisphosphate binding. Bases 1 to 954 code for a protein of 317 amino acids. Gene Ontology annotation, cellular component: membrane. Lineage: Eukaryota; Metazoa; Chordata; Lepidosauria; Squamata; Colubridae. The record is from RefSeq and is a predicted model, not a curated record. The transcript is spliced from 7 exons.
AUGUCUCAAAUUACUGGCACCUUCAGGCCUGUUUCGGAAGAGGAGCAGGCUUUGCGGACUAAACUCGAGCGACUGAGCACCAGCGACCAUGGUCCUGUGUUUGGGAAGCAUGAGAAGAUCCCCGCACAUACCCUGCAGAAGGCUAAAGAUGAAUUGAACGAGACCCCAGAGAAACGUGAAUUAGCAAUCAAAGAGCUUCAGGAGCUUAUCCAGGAGAAAGCUAAAGAUGGAGACGACAUUUGCAAAGCAGUUGCUGAGAAAAUGCAGGGGAAGGAAGAAGCUUUCCUCUUGCGUUUCAUACGUGCCCGCAAGUUUGAUAUCAGCAGAGCUUAUGAUUUGAUUAAAGGUUACGUCAACUUCCGUCAGCAGUAUCCAGAACUCUUUGAAAACCUGGUGCCCGAGGCAGUACGGAGUACUAUUGAGGCUGGCUACCCUGGCAUUUUGUGCAACAGGGAUAAAUACGGUCGGGUGGUACUGCUGUUCAACAUAGAGAACUGGGAUUAUGAAGAGAUCACGUUUGAUGAGAUCCUCCGUGCCUACUGCGUGAUCUUGGAGAAGCUGCUGGAGAACGAGGAAACUCAAAUCAACGGCUUCUGUAUCAUUGAGAACUUCAAGGGCUUCACCAUGCAGCAAGCCUACGGCAUCAAGCCUUCUGAACUGAAAAAAAUGGUGGACAUGCUACAGGAUUCCUUUCCAGCUCGAUUCAAGGCCAUUCAUUUCAUUCACCAGCCUUGGUAUUUUACCACCACCUACAAUGUUGUCAAACCGUUCCUGAAGAACAAGCUUCUGGAAAGGGUCUUCGUGCACGGAGAUGAACUUGCCACCUUCUUUCAAGAGAUAGAUGCGGAUAUCUUGCCGGCUGAUUUUGGAGGCAACCUGCCCCGAUAUGAUGGCAAAAUGAUCGCAGAGAAGCUUUUCGGGGCCUCGAUGGACACUGAAGACACAACUCUCUAA